This is a messenger RNA of Hemibagrus wyckioides, 2982 nucleotides long. RefSeq names its product coronin 6 (gene coro6). The coding region runs from base 251 to 1660 and encodes 469 amino acids. The record is from RefSeq and is a predicted model, not a curated record. Gene Ontology annotation, biological process: cell migration; actin filament organization. NCBI's taxonomy places the organism in Eukaryota, Metazoa, Chordata, Actinopteri, Siluriformes, Bagridae. The transcript has 11 exons. Gene Ontology annotation, molecular function: actin filament binding.
CUCUCUCUCUCUCUCUCUCUCUCUCCAUUCCCUAACCCACUCUCUUCAGCCCCUAUCUAUUUCUCUCUUUUCUUUCAGUGGAAGCCUGGACACCAACACAGGGAGUUUUUUUUGUACGAGUUCAUAAACUUUCUCACCUGGAAUAAAAAAAAAACAACAACAACAAACAAGUCACGAGCGAGUUUCAUCGUUUGGGAAGAAAAAAAAAGCAGAAAGUAGGAAAAGGAGCAUUUGACAAACAAAACCAGUGAUGAGUCGCAGUAUCGUGCGCCAGAGUAAGUUCCGGCAUGUUUUCGGUCAAGCUGCGAAGCCGGAGCAGAGUUACGAUGACAUUCGGGUUUCCAAGGUGACGUGGGACAGCUCGUUCUGUGCAGUCAACCCCAAGUUCCUGGCAGUUAUAGUGGAGUCCAGUGGAGGAGGAGCCUUUUUGGUUUUGCCGCUUUCAAAGGUGGGACGUGUGGAUAAGAACUACCCCCUGGUGGUGGGACACUCUGGUCCUGUCCUGGACAUUGACUGGUGUCCCCACAAUGACAACAUCCUGGCAAGCGGCUCUGAAGACACCACUGCCAUGGUGUGGCAGAUACCAGACCAUACUCUAGCUCGGCCAAUCAGCGAGCCCAUUGUGGUGCUGGAGGGCCACUCCAAACGCGUGGGCAUCGUCAGCUGGCACCCCACUGCCCGCAACAUGCUUCUCACUGCAGGCAGUGAUAAUCUGAUCAUAAUCUGGAAUGUGGGCACCGGAGAGCCAUUGAUCACAAUGGAAGAUCACCCAGACCUCAUCUACAACGUCAGCUGGAAUCACAACGGAAGCCUGUUUUGCACAACUUGCAAAGAUCGGCGUCUUCGUGUUUGUGACCCGCGCAAGAGAGAGGUGGUGGCUGAGAGACUGGCGCCACAUGAAGGCAUUAGGCCCAUGAGAGCCAUCUUCACCAGAGAGGGUAACAUCUUCACUACAGGCUUUACCAGGAUGAGCCAGAGGGAGCUUGGCCUCUGGGACCCGACAAAUUUUGAGGAACCCAUCGCUCUUCUGGAGCUGGACACGAGUAAUGGGGUCUUAUUGCCGUUUUAUGAUCCCGACACCAGUCUGGUAUAUCUGUGUGGUAAGGGGGACAGCAGCAUUCGCUAUUUUGAGAUCACAGACGAGCCACCCUAUGUGCACUACCUCAGCACAUACAGUAGCAAGGAGCCACAGCGAGGCAUGGGCUUCAUGCCCAAGAGAGGAGUUGAUGUGAGCAAGUGUGAGAUUGCCAGAUUAUACAAGCUUCAUGAGAGGAAGUGUGAGCCUAUCAUGAUGACAGUCCCCAGAAAGUCAGAUCUGUUCCAGGACGACCUUUAUCCGGACACAGCAGGUCCAGAUCCUGCGCUGGAGCCUGAAGAGUGGCUGGAAGGGCGAGAUGAAGACCCUAUCCUAGUCUCGCUAAAGGAUGGCUACAUUCCCCCAAAGAACAGAGAGCUGAAGGUGGCUAAGAAGAAUGUUCUGGACACCAGGCCAGCACCGCGCAGGAGCAUGUCGUCUGUCGACGGAAGCACCUUGCCACCUCAGUUGUUGGAAAAACUUAUAGAGGAGAUUCAGAGUCUGAAGGCCGCCGUUCUCUCUCAAGAAAAGCGAAUCUGUGACUUAGAGAAUAAGCUCUCCAAGUACACCAACGGCACUGUCUGAGCGAUUCAGUAAAGCACAAUCACCCCUUGUACACACUGCCCAGCCACCCUGACCCCUCCAUAUAUGCACAUACAUAUUCCUCAUUACCACAGCAUUCACCCAAGUGCAUUCAUGACUUCGCUUAACGAGGCUAUAAGCAAUAGUACAAUUUUACUUACGAAUGCCUUAUAUCGUUCCCGAAUGUAGAAUAUAAAGGGGCGAUUAUUGCACAUUUGCUAUACAUGUGGCAAGUUCGAGCCAGCUUCAGUAAAAAUGAUACGCACUCACCAGCCACCUUAAUGUGAACACCCAUCGUCCUUCACAUCCAAUCAGCCAAUUAUUUUCAACAGUGCAAUGCAGGUACAGGUUUGGAAAAUCACCUGUGCCGAUUCAGUGGAACCUCAUGCGAUCUUCUGCUCAUGGUUUGACGUGUUCAGAGAUGCUUUUCUGCUCACCACGGUAGUAAAGAAUGGAUACUUGAGUAACUGUCAGAUUAAACCAGUCUGACCAUUCUCCUCUUCAUGAAGUUUCUUCCUUCAGAACUGCUGCUCACUGGAUUGGCUGAGUAGAUAAAUGCGCAGGAGUUCUUCUUAAGGUGGCUGGUGAGUCUAUAUUUAUGCAGGUUUUAAUCAGGCUAACAGUCAAAUCCUCUGUAGGAGCCACGGUAUGAACACCCUCACAUAGUAGACUUCACCUUCCAACCCUUCCUAGGUAGUAUCAGUCACAGGUUGAGAGAGAGUUAGAUUGUGAAUUGGCGAAAUGACCAAACUGGAAUCAAAAUUGGGUUAAAAAAGAGAUGUGAAAUGAAACGAGUAUUGAUUAUUACUGAAAAACAGUACAACUCUAAUGCAAUACACAGCUAACAAGGUAUUUUGCUUGUGAAUUUGAUCCCUAAAAUAAUCGUUCUCUACAUCAUUAGCAGGCCUUCACCAGAAUCUGAACAAAAUUGUUCACAUAUUGAUUGGAAUUGACCGUAUCCUACAUAUUCAGUAUUAUUGUUGUACAUAUUGUAUCGUCGCCUUAACAAGCAAAUUUUUAUCUUAUAUCUUAUCCUGAGGUUUUACACCCCGACUAAUCCUCAGGCACAGUGAGGUCUUCUGUCUGUGGCUCCUACAGUGAUGUGUUAAAAAACUGGCCCUUCCACUUGCCCAGCUCCUACGCUAACUCGUCCAUGAUUGACCAACAUGAAAGAUCUCAUGGGCUCUCAAAAUGUAAAUAUUCUUUAAAGAAAACAAAACUAGUAAGAUAUCAAAACCAAAGAAUAUAAAAAAAAAGUUGAGUUUUGUGUGUUCUAUAAAGGAUUUGUGAGAAUGAUAUCAAUAAAAACAUCUUUUUGUAAAAAA